Messenger RNA from Salmo salar (Atlantic salmon), 1678 nucleotides. It is a transcript of the gene tafa1, whose product is annotated as TAFA chemokine like family member 1. The record is from RefSeq and is a predicted model, not a curated record. Gene Ontology annotation, molecular function: receptor ligand activity. Gene Ontology annotation, biological process: regulation of neuroblast proliferation; neuroblast differentiation. NCBI's taxonomy places the organism in Eukaryota, Metazoa, Chordata, Actinopteri, Salmoniformes, Salmonidae.
AGGGGACAGAGCAAGAGCGUGUGCUCAGAGGCUGCCUCUCAAUGGGAGGAGGAUGCAGAUGGAGAAAGCGAGAGAGAGAGAGAGAGAGAGAAAGCGAGAACGCGAGAGGGGGGAUUCUACAGCAGUAAAUUAAGGUUUGCUCCUUAUGUGCCUGUAAACGCGAAAAGCCAAAUCUAUUCUGUGUCAGUGCCAGGGUCUCCUCAAGGGAAGGCAGUGAUAUUUCAAAGGUGGAAAUGGCAAGGCUCUAAAUCUGUUGUUUCUGACUGGCUCAGCUGUCAGCUUUCAGUCACUGUGCUCAACGCUGUUGGUUGUCCUCAGACAAAGUGAAGAAAAGGAAGGAAGAGUAGAGUGACGAGUCAAAGGAGUUUGGGAGUCUCAACCUAAAUCAAGGACGGAGUUGGAUGGGGAUUCCACAUCAGCCUCAAGAUGGAUGGAUUUAAAACAACGUGUUAGAAUACUUAGCAGAUGUGUCCUGUCAUGUCCUGGCUGCUGUGCCUGGUCCUCUGGGUCAGUGGGAGGUCCAUCCAGCUGUGCCAGGCCACCUUUUAUGAGACCAUACAGCUACAGCAGCACCAUGUGACACGGCCUGGAAGGACCUCCAUUCACAUGAUUGAGGGAGGAACAUGUGAGGUGAUUGCUGCUCACAGAUGCUGUAAUAAGAACAAGAUUGAAGAGCGGUCCCAGACAGUCAAGUGUUCCUGUCUACCAGGGAAGGUGGCAGGGACCACCAGGAACAGACCCUCCUGUGUUGACGCAUCCAUAGUGAUUGGGAAGUGGUGGUGCGAGAUGGAGCCUUGUCUGGAGGGAGAGGAAUGCAAGACGCUGCCUGACAACUCAGGCUGGAUGUGUUACGCUGGGAACAAGAUCAAAACCACCCGGAACACCCAACAACCUGCAAGCGAAGAAUACCUCUAACUUUAGACGGACCAACUGCAGAGAUCAAUCCAAGGACCCAACAAAGACAUUCAGUUUACUUUCCUGGAUUGAAAUGUGUGAAUUCUCAAAGAAACUGCUGCUCAAGUGUACUGGGAAUGAUGCAGUUCAAGGAUACCAAUGGGGGACCUUAUUGAAUUCUGAAUUUUGUUCUUUGAGGAAACACUGCUUUUGGAUGUACAGCACAUCUGUUGUCAGAAAACUCAGACAGACUCUGCGAGAUGGGCAGACAUUUCUGGGUUACCUUUAGCAAGUACUUGCAGUGGGGAGUCAGGAUUCUGUAUAUACCAUGUUUCAGUGUCUUCAUGUUAACAAGAACAUUGUCUACAGUAUGAUGGUGGUGAGAUGUAAAUGAUUCCAAACCCUGAUCUGUUCUGUUGUUGUCCAUGUGUUCUAGAUUUCAGACCACAGCCAAAAGUCUAAUAUUUCUCAGACAUUCAAUAACCUAUAGGUUUACAUCAUGUGAGGAUGCAACUGUACAUUGGCUGUUAAAAGGAAUAAUUUGACCAAUAUAACAACACAUAUUUUUGUUAUCAAAACCGUUUUUGUAUUUGAAUGCAUUCAGUCAUCUCAGUUGCUUCAUCAUCCCUCUUAGAAAUAACAACACUUAUAGUUCAGUUAUCCUUCAAAAGGUUGAUUGCUCACCAAAAAUACAGUACGCUUGUUUGUUUUUUACUCCUUUAGAUGCCUUAUGUGUGUCUUCUUCAACAACAUAUUAAAAGUCUACCAUUGCUCUGUGCGUAAA